Messenger RNA from Besnoitia besnoiti, 3498 nucleotides. Its product is annotated as methyltransferase domain-containing protein. NCBI's taxonomy places the organism in Eukaryota, Apicomplexa, Conoidasida, Eucoccidiorida, Sarcocystidae. The transcript has 3 exons. Gene Ontology annotation, molecular function: mRNA 5'-cap (guanine-N7-)-methyltransferase activity. Gene Ontology annotation, biological process: 7-methylguanosine mRNA capping. The record is from RefSeq and is a predicted model, not a curated record. Gene Ontology annotation, cellular component: nucleus. Bases 1 to 3498 code for a protein of 1165 amino acids.
AUGUCUGGACCGUCGUUUUCGUCGCGGCGUCCUCCGCCCAAGAGCGCAUGGGGAGCUACGCCGCCGUCGGCUUUUGCCGAGGAGGCAGAAGAGGCCUCUUCUCGCCCUUUGCAAGCGCCGGUCGGCGCUGCUUCGCACGUCGAAGACCUCGCGCACGCCCCUGCUCCAGGCACCCAGGCCGGCGGCAUCGUCCAGCUGCACGACGGGGUUGCAGCGGGCCUUUCUGCUUCGUCCUCUCCCUCGGCGGGGUCCUCUGCCCCUGCGGCCUCAGCCGGCGACACCGAUGUGCCAUCAGUUAUUUCCAGCCGCCGCGCAGGUACCCACUUGCUUUCGCGCCUGGGGCUGCCCAGCAGCGGCCGCCUCCUGUCAACUGUUCGUCUGCUCGCGUAUGACCCCACGGUGGAGGGUCGCGUUGAGGCGUUCCUAGCUGAGUGCUGCGACGCCAGCCACCAGGGUGCAGAGCCUGGAGCGGCUGACGGCCGCGGAGGAGACUCUGCGCCGGUCGCGGCGGCAGGAGAGGGCGCCGCGUCGCGUCAGGACUUGGUGGUCUCUGCGUGCGUGGGCAGCAUCGUGGGGAAGUACACGGGAUGGAAGAUCAACUUGCCUGUCGCGUUGGAGACGAUGCUGGAGGAGCAAGUCGGCUUGGAGGUCAAGUUCCAAGAGACUCUCGAUGCAACCAAGAGACCGGCGGAGGCGGACGGGAAGCCGAAGAAGCACGGGAAUCGAGAAGAUAGCGUCGAUCUAAGCGUCCGCGAUGAACAGCAGAGGAACUUUAUACUGCAGCGACUUCUCCAGAGGCUGCUGCAGAGCGAGCGCUGCGCCUAUGAACUCCAGCCCUCGCGUCGCGAGUACGAAGUCGUCGACAGGCUGUGGGGCGAAGACGGGCGGAAAACAGUUGGAGCGGGGGUACAUACACAGCAACUGCUGCGUGGGGAAGAAGACGCAGAAGAGGGCCUCGGGGCGGGCCGCGUGCUCAGAUAUCGCUUGUGCACUGCCGACUCUUCAGCCGACGAAGAGGAGGAAAACGGCGACCUCCGUGACGAGGCCGCGGCAUAUCUUCGCGCGAAAAAGCGAGAGAAACGCCACCACCACGCAGAGGAAAGAGUGAGCCAGGAGGGAGCUGAGGCGCAGACGACGCCUCUCGCGUCCGAAGCGCGAGACGGGGAAUUUGAAACGGCCCACACUUCCUCGCCGGACUCGGCGCCGACUUCCUCUCUGGCAGGCCAGACAGGCGCCUCCCCAUCGGGCUACCAACGCGGCAACGCCAAACGCCGGCGGAAUGACGCGAAGCGGAAGAUUGAAGUCGUCGAGCGCGUACCGCUGGGCAGCCGCUUGAUAUACCGCCCCAGAAGCGAUCACCACAUUCGUUUAACUGCGGAGUCGGAGGUUGCAAAACCGUGGGCCUCUGAAGCAGCUGGACAGACAUCAACUGCACAGCGGUUGCAGAUUUCUCCUCUCUCCAGGGAAGACGCCGAAACCUCGAACUCGCCCGCCUCUCCUUCUGCGGACGCGCCGCUCGCUGCAGAGAGUGAAUACCAGUCGAGUCACGAGAAGGUGAUACAGAGGUCAUGGGUGACUCGCGAUAUCUGGGAGUUGCGACCAGGAGGCACUUCCGGCUCGUGGGCGUCCAAGCACGGCCCCCGGUGGCGGCUGAUUGUCACUGAGGAGGGGGAAAUGGAAGACUGCACGACGCCGGCGCCGACCCUGUUGCUCCAGGACGCGUUUCAGAAGGGCGGCGGGCAGACCGGCGCAGCGCACAGACUUCUUUGGGACCAGAAGGGCGUUGCUGGAGACGCGCCGAAGCUGUCGGCGGCGGACACAGAGGCGGACGGGGCGGCAGGCGGAGGAGGCGGCCGCGCCGCCGACGAUGUCGACCGCUACGAGGAAACGAAGAAGGUGUACGUGCACCUGGAGACCAGGGGCGGAGAGCUGCAGAGGCAGCUGGAGCGGAGGAAACGCGGCCAGAGAAAUGCGUUUGGCGCGCUUGCGCUGCUCGUUUUGGAGAACGCCCACGUGCUGGCGGAGUGGCUGGACCAAGUCGGCGGAGGCGACUUUGGCGUCGGCGACAUGGCGAACCGGCCGCUCUACUUCCCCAGCUACAUGGGCGACGUCGUCCAGGCGGUGCAGAAACACUACAACCAAAGGAAGCUCGUCAGCGCGGGCCGCUCCAGAAUUGGCGGGCUUCGCAUACACAAUAAUCAGGUGAAGCGUUUGCUGAUCAACAAAUUUGUGUCGAUGGGGCAGACGGUGUUGGAGCUGGCGUGCGGGCACGGGCAGGAUCUGUGGAAGUACGCAGAGCGCUGCAUCGGCAAGUUCGUCGGGGUCGAUCUCUCGGUCACCGAGAUUCGCGAGGCGCGGCGGCGCGUCCGGGAGAGGCACCAGUCCCAGCAUCUGCUGCAGCAGAUGCUGCAUCCGCCGGCGUUUCACGUGGGCAACUUGGUAGACCGCAAGGCCCUCGGCUUCCUGCGCGCUGAGAAGUUUGACGUCGUCUCCUGCCAGCUCGCCAUCCACUACAUGGUGCAAACUGAGCAGCAAGCGCGUGACGUCCUCAGCCGCGCAGCCGCGCACCUCAAAGACGGCGGGCUCCUUCUCGGCAGCACUGUCUGCUGCAACGCCCUCGCCGAACACCUCCUCGAGCUCGCCUUCGUGGCCGCCAGCGAAGAGCUUGACGUGGAGGCCGAGGAGGUCCGCACCGAGGACGCUCGCGGCCGCAGCGACGACGCGCACGGCGUCAAAGCACAUGACACUUGUGAGUUCGGCAACGAAGUCUACAGCGUCACUUUCGAAACCGCCGUCCUCGAACAGCUUCUCAAAGGCGCUCCAGGCAUCAGCGACACGUGGCUCGCCUCCACGCGAGAAAAACUAAAGGCCACAGAAGGGUCUGCGGAUCCUUCGUCAUGGAAGCAAUAUCUCUUUGCAGAGUUGCCGAUGGGCGCGCGCACCGCCGUGGGCGAGCACCUGCGCAGGCGGCUGGCGACGGACUUUGGCGUGGAAUAUCACUUUUUCCUUUCUGAGGCGAUCGACGCGAAGGAAUUCGUGCUUCCGUGGCGCAGCUUCUGCGCAAUCGGAGCCUCGCUGGGGCUCAAACUUGUCCUCAGCAUGACCUUCCCGGAGUUCCUCGCUGCGGCCGCAUCAGACCCCAAGUCCGAGCGCGACCUGAAGCGCUGGCUCGAGCGCCUCAACGCCAGCAGUCGACUCGACAAGCCUCAGUUCGAGGCCUUCGCGCUAUACAAAGUCUUUGCCUUCAAAAAAGCCGCCACCCACGAGCGAGACGGCGCAGCCCCGCAGACAGCCCACCCCAGUCCCCACCCAGAGGAGAACGGCGCCGCGGCGCCCGACGGGCUCAGUCCCCGCGGCGAAGGGCAGGAGACAGCGCCGUCUCCCGCGGGAGAAGCCCCGCACGCCGCGUCGGCUGUCAACGCGUUUCUGGAAGGCGUUCCUCUGAAGAGAAACAAAAGCAAGAAGGCGGCGCAGAGUCUCGCGGCGGAGGAACUCUAA